GCCUGCUUUUCUUCUUCCUGUUCCUACAGCUGUCAUCCUCUGUGGGCAGGAAAGAAGGGACUCUCUGCCACCUAAAAAGGACUUUCAGUCCCACAGAUUACAGAGAUGGGGAUCUUAUCAUUGGAGGAUUUUUCCCUUUAUUUAUAUAUAAGUUGAUUGAAUUAAAGUAUUGGAAAAUGUUUUGGUUUCACCCUCAAUACAAUCCUAAAGACUAUCAGUGGCUGCCCAAACACUAUUAUCAAGUUCUGGCUUUAAUGUUUGCUGUAGAAGAAAUCAACAGGAACCCCAAUCUGUUACCCAACAUUACUCUGGGAUUCCACAUCUACAAUGCCUAUCAGAAUGAUGAGAGGACCUUGGAGAGUUCCCUCAUGUGGCUAUCAGGCCAGGGGCAAACCAUUCCCAAUUACAGCUGUGGGAAGGAGAGCAAAUCUAUAGGGAUCAUUGGAGGAGCCACUUCUGAAAUGACUUUUUCUAUGGGAACUCUAUUAGAACUUUAUAAAUUCCCACAGAUCAGCUAUGGUCUCUUUGAUCCACUCCUCAGUGACCCACUUCAGUUUCCUUCUGUUUAUCAGAUGGCCCCCAGGGAUACCUCUCUUCCCCUUGCCAUGGUCAGAUUAAUGCUGCAUUUCAAAUGGACCUGGGUGGGUCUUAUUGCCUCAGAUAAUUCAAGAGGUGAGAAAUUCCUCAGGCACCUUCAAGAAGAAAUGGCCAGAAAUGAUGUGUGUGUGGCCUUUGUACACAAGAUCUUCACUCAUCAGUCAUUCAGAGACCAAUUACAUGAAAAUUUAACAUAUACAAUAAGAACUUCUACAGCCAAAGUGAUUGUCAUUUAUGGAAAUACAGAUUCACUUCUGGGCUGGAUGCAUUCUCAGAUCCAGCUUGAAUUAAUAUGGAGAAUGUGGAUCACCAGCAGUCACUGGGAUAUUGCCAAAAAACCCAGUUAUAUCUAUUUUAAUUAUUUCCAUGGGGCACUAAUAUUUUCAGACCAGACUAGUAAGAUUCCUGGAUUCAAAAAUUUUCUGAAAACCAUUCACCCUGCCAAAUACUCAGAAGAUAUUUUCCUUAAAAACUUCUGGAACACAGCAUUUGGGUGUAUAUAUAAAUAUGGAGAAGGAGAUGAAGGGAUCUGUUCACCAAACGCCUCUUUAGACACACUACGCUUGAGCUAUUUAGACGUCACAAUGUCUGAGCAGAGUUACACUGUCUACGCUGCUGUGUAUGCUUUGGCCUGGGCCCUUCAUGAAAUGUUCUUGGUGAGAUCAGAAAUGGAAUCCGACAUAGAUGGAGCCAACAGGAUUCUUUACCCUUGGAAGCUCCAUUCCUUUCUGAAGAACAUCCAAUUUAACAAUAGUGCUGGCAACCUGGUGGUCUUGGAUAAGAAGAAGAAGUCUGUUGCACACUAUGAUAUUCUCAACUAUGUGACCUUUGACAAUGAUACCGAAGUCCUGGUGAAAGUGGGAGAGUUUAUUUCUCAGGCUCCACUCGGUCAAGAUUUUAGCAUCCAAGAGAAGGCAGUAAAGUGGUUCACCUGGAAUGGAGAGACGCCUCAGUCCAGUUGUAGUAGAAGCUGUGGUCCUGGAUUUCUGAAGAAAGUCCCAAAGGGAAAGCCUGUAUGCUGUUUUGAUUGCAUCUCCUGCCCAGAUGGACAGAUUUCCAACCAGACAGACACAGAACAAUGUAUUACAUGCCAGGAGGAUCAAUAUCCCAAUAGGCAGAGGAAUCAGUGCCUCCCCAAAGUGGAGACCUUCCUGACCUAUGAAGAGCCCUUGGGGAUGGUUUUGACUUCCAUAGCUACUUGUUUCUCUCUCCUCACAGCUCUGAUUCUCUGGGUCUUUGUGAAGUACAAAAACACCCCCAUAGUCAGAGCCAAUAACAGGGAUCUCAGCUAUAUCCUCCUCAUGUCUCUUACCCUCUGCUUCCUCUGCUCUUUGCUUUUCAUGGGCCGGCCAACUGCAACCAAUUGCCUCCUCCGACAAACAGUAUUUGGAGUCAUGUUCACAGUGGCGAGCUCCUCUAUUUUGGCCAAAACUGUCAUUGUGGUUCUGGCCUUCAGAGCUACUAGACCAGGCAGCAGGAGCAGGAAAUGGGUGGGAACUAGAGCACCCAUUUAUUUUGUUCUCUUUUGCACCCUGAUUCAAGUCAUGCUCUGUGCAAUCUGGCUGCUGCUCUCUCCCCCAUUUCCAGAGGCAGACACACACUCCGAUCAUGAACACAUCAUCCUGGGGUGUAAUGAGGGUUCCCUCAUUGCCUUCUACUUUGUCCUGGGCUACAUGGGAGUCUUGGCCCUGGGGAGCUUCACUGUGGCUUUUCUAGCCAGAAAUCUCCCUGACACUUUCAAUGAAGCCAAAUUCAUCACUUUUAGCAUGCUGGUGUUCUGCAGUGUCUGGAUUUCCUUCCUCCCCACGUACCAGAGCACCAAGGGGAAGAUGAUGGCGGCCGUGGAGAUCUUCUGCAUUUUAAGCUCCAGUACUGGCUUGCUAGGCUGCAUCUUCAUCCCCAAAUGUUAUGUGAUCUUUCUGCAGCCCCACAGGAACACCAAGAAAACUUUAAGAAAUAAUUACAGUUCCUGA
Molecule: messenger RNA, 2570 nt
Organism: Sarcophilus harrisii (Tasmanian devil)
Lineage: Eukaryota; Metazoa; Chordata; Mammalia; Dasyuromorphia; Dasyuridae
Product: vomeronasal type-2 receptor 26-like
Exons: 6
Coding region: 177-2570 (797 amino acids)
Biological process (GO): G protein-coupled receptor signaling pathway
Cellular component (GO): membrane
Molecular function (GO): G protein-coupled receptor activity
Source: RefSeq, a predicted model, not a curated record